Messenger RNA from Ylistrum balloti, 3506 nucleotides. RefSeq names its product inositol monophosphatase 1-like. Gene Ontology annotation, biological process: signal transduction; inositol metabolic process; phosphatidylinositol phosphate biosynthetic process. The transcript is spliced from 9 exons. Gene Ontology annotation, molecular function: inositol monophosphate 1-phosphatase activity. The record is from RefSeq and is a predicted model, not a curated record. Lineage: Eukaryota; Metazoa; Mollusca; Bivalvia; Pectinida; Pectinidae. The coding region runs from base 63 to 884 and encodes 273 amino acids.
CAGAGGGAAGAAGACGUUCCGGUAGGUUUUCCUUAGACAUUCCAGUAAACUUAGAUUGAAGGAUGGACCAUGAUUUACAAGACUACCUGAAGACAGCUGUGGAAGUAGCCAGGGUAGCAGGCAAUAUGGUUAAAAAAGCUUACUAUGUGGACAAGUCAGUAGUUACAAAGGAAAGCUUUGCUGAUUUAGUGACGGAGACUGACCAAGCUGUGGAGAGGAAAAUCAUAGAGUCAUUAGAAAAGAAAUAUCCCACACACAAAUUUAUUGGAGAGGAGUCUGUAGCUGAAGGAAAGAAGUGUGAAUGGACUGACACUCCGACAUGGAUAAUUGACCCGAUUGAUGGAACGUCCAACUUUGUCCAUAGUAUUCCUUACAACUGUGUAUGUAUUGGUCUGGGAAUCAACAGAAAAAUAGUGCUGGGUGUGGUUUUUCUCCCUGUAACUGACCAGAUGUAUACAGCAGUGAAAGGCCAAGGUGCAUUUUGUAACGAUAAAAGAUUAUCUGUGUCAAAUACAUCGGACCUGAAGAAUGCAGUUGUGUACACUGAAGCUGGUAACAGUAGACAGCCAGAUACCGUCCUCACCAAGAUUGAAAACAUGAAAAACAUUGUCUUUGCCUCUCAUGGCAUUCGAUGUUUUGGUUCCGCAGCUGUCAACAUGUGUAUGGUGGCUCAAGGUAGUGGGGAUGCAUACAUCGAAUAUGGAAUUCAUGUCUGGGACAUUGCAGCCGCUGGUAUCAUCGUUGAAGAGGCAGGUGGAGUUCUCAUGGAUCCUACAGGAUCAGAGGUGGACUACCUUAGUCGAGGAAUUCUUUGUGCCAGUUCAGCCAGUGUAGCGACCAGCAUCAGCAAAAUCAUCAAACCCGUGGAAUUUGAAAGAGACUGAAAUUUUUUAAUGGGACAUUUAAUGAAGAAAAAUGUAUAUAUAAAUAUUAUUAUUAAUGUGUUACACAAACCUUAUGUAAUAUUGAUGAUACUUUUAAUCUAAAUAUGACAGGUUCAUUUGUAUUGUAAUCAGAAAAUUGUACAUGUACACUGCUCUUAGAGUUUGUACAUUUUUAGCUCACCUAUUCAAAGAAUAGAAGGGGCUUCUUAUACUCUAGUCUCCUAAGUAUUGUCAAAAUUUUCACCUUUAACAUUUUACAGGAAGACAUACAGUAUCUGUUACUGUUGGGUUACUUCAUUUGGAGAAAUAUUGUCAUUACCAUGCAGUAUCUCUAACACUGUUGAUUAUCCUUAGUGUCUAAUAACCAAUAAGAACCAGGAAUACAGACUGACAGUAUCCAUAACUCUAAUAACUCUAUCCUGGACACUAAAGUGGUAAAACAGGGUAUGAUGUAAAUUGUUUUAAUCAUUUAUGCUUUAAUAUCCAGAAAACUUUCACAUUUCAUAGAUAGCAUACAUGUUGUUGACUAUAGGUUAAGACAACACGAACAAUUCCUUCCAAAUUCAUGAAUUAUUCGUGCAUCAAGUUGUUGACAUAUUUUGGGUCCAAGCAACCUGUCAUCAGAACAACAAUAACGGAUUGUGUUUAUGUCGCUAUAAACGAUCUUAAUUUUGCGUUUAAUUUAUUUUCACAGAUUUUGUGAUGACUGCAAAUUCACAAAAAGAUAAUUGUUGUAAAACAGGAAUGAAUACAACUCGUGUUGUUUAAGUUAAUUGCCUUGAAGAUGUGAUAUUAAUAGUUUGUUGGGUUUAUGGCACUGUAAACAGCCAAUAUUUCACUUUGAAGUCUCCUUGUAGUAGCUGGUGGCUACCUCAGUGAACAACAUAUGGGAGGCCUGACACAACCAUGUCGGUACACACCAUUCUGUUUCAGAAAAACAAACUGCCACAGACAAGGAAUGUUGAAAUACAUACCUUGGAUUAUCACCUGAGGUUAUGUAUGCAAACACCCUUAAUGAGCUAUCAUGCCCCCCUCCCCCUACACACAAAAAAAAGGUGUUUAUAUUUUGUGAUUUGGAAUUUGUGAGUCAUCAGGCUCAAAAAUAGGGGUUUACAUAAAUCUACUUUAAAUCUCGCCUACAUUUGAAUGUGUAAUGUAUAUGUGUUUACUACAUAAAAAGUGCUAAGUCUUUUUGUUUGAAUAUAGAUGUUGUAUUUGAGUAGAUUUGUUUCAGUGAUGUAAUAUUUGUUUUUUUCCAUUGUUUGCAUGUGUAAUAGCAAGAAAAUUGUUGUGUGCAUAUUUGCAUAGAAAAAAUAAAAAUCUAUACUUUGAAAAAGCUUCAAAAUAUCCCCACCCCAUUAGGAGAAAAAUGUAUGAGAUAUUUAGUACAAAUCAGACUCGGCUUUAAACUACCGUAUGACUGUGUUUGCCUUCCAUGAUUGGCAAUAUCCUUAGUCCAUACUUCUUUGAUCUUAAUUGAUCAGAAAUUUACCAGUUGAGGACAGAAUAAGCAUGACAGAAAUUUAGUUUGUAACUUUUUAUAGGACAAUUUAGUUAUACUGAGUAAAAGCCACAAUAUACGCAUUAUUUGGCAAAUUAACAAGAUUCAGAAAAUUUCUACAAAAAUGUUUACUUAGUAAUCAUACAAAGAAAAGAUUAAAACGGUUAAGCUGAGUGGUAAUUAUGAGGAUAUCUUUGAUAUCAAAACUAAUAUGGAUUAAUAAAUGUGGAACCCACUUGAAAUACAAACCAAUGUUAUAUGAAGUUCAGAAGGCUGUAACGAAGAAACCAUGUGACCAAUAUCUCAAACAGGCGUAGGUGGUGCCUUUUACAGGCAAAGUGAGAUGUUGUGUGCUUUUUCAUGACAUCAUAACACAGGUUGAAGUGUGUAGUCAUUCUAGGACUUGUAUGCAGCCUGAAUAGGACAAUAUUCUACAUGUUUAUACAUGUAGUAACUACCGACUUCUCAUCUAACAUCUAAACCAUUUUCCAUGUGUAGUUCAGUCGUAUGUUUACAGCACAAACACAAAUGCAUGAUAUUGUCUUGAGUGUUUCUUAGAUAAGUGAAUUUUUACUUUGUUGCUAUGAAUAGAUAAUUUUUUUCCCGUUUUUUUUCCUCAGUGAAAGCUACUCUUCAGUAAAAUGUUUUAUAUCUGUAAUGGUUCUUUUUUAUACCAUGAAGGUAUAUAUAUAAGUAGUCAUCUUACUUUAUAUUUUUCGUACUGAAAGUAUUCCAUUAAAAUAUGACUGCUUGUCACUUCUGUAUAAUUUGCCAAAAAGGGAUAAAGGGAUAAUGAGCUAAUUUUAUUGUACUAAAUCUGAAGUUUAUUAUAUGUUGAAACAAUUAUGAAGGAAAUAUUAAUCAUUGUAAACCCACCAACCUACACAUAGUAAAAUGUACCGGUAAUUUAUAACACUAGAAAGAUGUGAAGUCGGGUCGUGGGGUCAAAUACUUUCUUCUGUCAUCAUACAGGAUUUCGUAAAUACCAGAUAAGAAAAAUGUUACUGAGGAUGAAAAAAGUUUUUUGUUACAUGUACUGUAGUUUAUUUUUUAUUUUUGUACAUGUUACAAAGCAAAUUUUGAGCAACAUUUGCUCAACAUAAUAAAAUAUAUUUGUCAUA